AUGAAGUAUGCGAGAACAGUGUGGUGGCUUUCCUCGAUACGAUCCUUGUCGUGGCUUGAGUCAAUUCAACGAAGAAAUGCAAGCUUUACCCUACGCUGCUGGGAUCAUAGCAUGAACUAUACGGCCAGCCGUUGCAUGUCGCUCUACUGGAGGCUGGUGCUAGUGUCCUUGUGUUGGUCGGUCAGUACUCAGGACAGUGUUGGAUGUCCAGCUUGUGUUUGCGGCAAGGAUUCCGGCACCACCUUGCCCAACACUUUGCGUGUGAUCGGUGGCAACACCUCCGACAUCGACCAGUACCCCUGGAUGGCGGCACUCUACUACCGGGAACGAUUUACCUGUGGUGGAAGUUUGAUUAACGAUCGCUACAUCCUGACAGCGGCCCAUUGCGUUGCACGGCUGAAUGCGGCCGACUUCGAAGUGUACCUCCGGCGACCCAACAUUGUUGUGUUGAACGUCGAUGCCGUCCAUCGACGCGUGGCCCGGAUCAUAAUGAAUCGGUAUCAAGAGAUAAGAAAUAACAACGAUGUAGCACUGCUACUCCUGACAGAGCCAAUCCUGCCAGAGGACGGUCUUGCCCCGAUCUGUCUUCCCGUCGGUGGAUCAAACUUUCAUGGCAAGGAAGCGAUCGUUACCGGUUGGGGUACGACGGAUAGUGGUGAGCUGUCUGAGGAACUGCAGCAGCUAACCGUGCCCAUCCUUACCAACCAACAGUGCCGGCAGUCGGGCUACUUUCGCUUCCAGAUUACGGCAAAAAUGCUGUGCGCCGGAUAUCUGGAGGGUGGGCGUGAUUCGUGCCAGGGUGAUAGUGGUGGCCCACUGCAGCUGGCAAAGGAUGACAGUGGCCAGCAACAGAUUGUGGGCGUUGUGUCCUGGGGCAAUGAAUGUGCUCAGCGAAAUUAUCCCGGAGUGUACGCUAGAGUUACCCGGUUCGUAAGCUGGAUCCGCCGGUACAGCCGAGGUGCUUGCUGGUGCACUGGGUGA
Anopheles maculipalpis is the source of this 981-nucleotide messenger RNA. Its product is annotated as trypsin-1-like. Gene Ontology annotation, biological process: proteolysis. The transcript is spliced from 3 exons. Gene Ontology annotation, molecular function: serine-type endopeptidase activity. Lineage: Eukaryota; Metazoa; Arthropoda; Insecta; Diptera; Culicidae. The coding region runs from base 1 to 981 and encodes 326 amino acids. The record is from RefSeq and is a predicted model, not a curated record.